GAAGCGCACAGAUUACUAUUUGCGCUACUGCAACUGCCCAUUGCUAAACAUCGAUCUAUAUGAAAAAUAAAAGACCAGAUAGAGACUUUUAUCAUCAUCCACGGUACAAAACAACCACCGAAGAUUACGGGAAUUCUCGUAGUGUCAGAACUGGUCGAACUAUCCCUGUUGCUUCGACAGAACCACAAAGCCACCAGAAAGAUAGAAUUGAUUCUGUACAUACACACCAUUCCCAACAAAAGUCUCUUGUUAAUGAAACCAAAAACACUCGCUACACUCAGGAUUGUAAAAAUACGAACAGGCUGAGAUCUGAUGGUUUCACUCAUGUGUCAAAUUUAAAUUCCAGUUCCAUUGAUGCUAAUACGAAACCGGUCGUUAGCACUUCACUAAAUUUCAGCGACUCCAGAUCCGUCAGUACCAAUAGACAAUUUGCUUCAAAACCACGUCAAGAAUCUUUUGCUACGAGUCCCAAUGUACAGAGUUCACGUGUGCUCACGAAUACCUCCGUAGAUUUGACAUCAGAAAAUUCUACAGAAAAACAUGGUGGACUUAUCCUUCUACCGAAAGAUGUGGACAUAUUUCAACAAAGUACUCAAAACUCAAAGAGUUUACGACGUGAGGCAGUUAGAUCUGAUUCAACUAAACCAGUCGUUGUUGUCCGUCCAAGCUUCUCUAAUCCAUACAAUCAUUCCAGAACUACUAGUACUAGAUUGGAUUCACAUGGAGUUGACGAGCCAAAAUGUAUCAGUCAAUGUAAACAGAAAUCAGACAAUGAUAUGAGUCCACACUGUCUCGCCAGUGACGCUUCUACUGAAUCGCCUACCACUGUUUUACCUGUCCCAUGGACAGACGCUGCAAAGGCUGCUUUCUAUCAGUUUUUCAAAACUCAAACCAAAUUUAGUUCAUCUUCGUCUCUUCAAGCCGAAAGACCAUCCUCAACGCAUCAUUUCGCUAGUCAACCGACUUGUUUAUCUCCAGGAUCAACAAUCAUCCAGCCUCCAAACGAAAUGAUUGCAUCAACUAUGCAACAAAUUGUUCAACUUGAUGCUACUCUAUCAGCUCUACUCAUUCCACCUGGUCUAUGUGCUCAAUCAAUGGUGUUGUUCGAACCAUUACAAUCGGAUCCUGAAUUAGGAAGAGAAUGGACGGAAUCAGAAGCAUUGUUUUUACGUUGGUGGGGUACAGUGAAGCGACUUCGUGAUAGUUUAUUUUUACUAUUUGAAAGUGUAAUAGUUGCAGAUUUGGACUUCUGUAAUACGGCACAUGUUGAACAAGGUAUGUGGAAGUCGGUAUUUUACACUGUCUUGGAAUCACUUCGUUCAUGGAUCGAAAAUCCACAAUCUACACAGUUAAUUCCUAAACUAGAUAAAAAUCCUGAGACUAUAAAACUUCUCCAAAGUCAAUUAGUUAACCUUAUUCAAAAAAUUUGCUUAUCUGAAGUGAUUGAUUCUGGAUCAAAUCAAUUAGCCUCUCUACUUGAACGUAUACAAAGCAUACAUCAUAUUCAACUUGGUCCAUUAUUAUCAGAUGGUAGACCACCUCCAGAAACAAAAUCAAGAACUCGACGAUUAGUCUAUUUAAGUGCUCAAAAAUUAAUGCUAUUCCUUGGCGAUUUAGCUCGUUAUAGAGAAACUUUAGUUGGUGAACGAAAUUUUGGUAAAGCACGAAACUGGUAUCAAAAAGCUCAAUUAUUAGUGCCGAAAAAUGGUCGGUCAUAUAAUCAAUUAGCUGUUUUAGCUUUGUAUACUUCCAGGCAUUUGGAUGCAAUGUUCUACUAUAUGCGUACUCUUGCUGCGAGUAAUCCAUUUGCGACGGCAUCACAGAGUUUGGCGGCUUUAUUUAAUGAAAUACGACCACGUGCUCAAAACAUGAUUAUGCAGUUUCAGAAACCGAAAACUGAAUCAGUUCAACCUCAUUGUUCUGGAUUUAGUUCACAUAAUCCAAGAUUUCAACGUGCUGAAAUAUGGAUUCAUCCAAUUGAUGGUCAGACUACUGUUAUUCAAGGUGGACGACGUUUGAUGCAUUCAAAUAUCAAACCAAUUGUUGAUGAAAGCAACAAUAUUCAAGGGAAAUCAAUUCAAAAAUUAAAUACAUCAACUCCUGAACUUGAAGUUGACAAUGAAGAUGAAGAUGAUGAAGAGGCACAGGCAGAAGCUGAAGAAUAUGCUAAUAUUUCUUUGAUUGAACUAAGUAAACAAUUCGGGUUGGCAUUUAUUCAUGCUCAUGGAAAAUUAUAUACCAAAAUUGGUAUGGAAACAUUUCCAGAAGUGGCUUCAUUAACUCUUCAAGCUUUAUCUGGUCUGUUAGCACAAAAACCAUGUCCUUUAUCAACUGAACGUUUAUGUCAAUUAUUUGUUGUAAAUAUGUUCAAUGUAGAUCGUGCUGCAUCUAUGACAAAUCAAACAAAUACAAUAAGUAAUUCUGUAAAAAAUCGAAUAAAUGAAUCUAAAAUUAAUGUUAAUAAUAAUGAUAAUAAAAUAUCUUUAAAUAUAAACAUGGAUAAUUUUAUUUCAUCUUCACGUCUUAAUGAAAUUGAAGCAUUACGUUCUGUUCAUCAUGAUCAUGCUGCACGUUUUGCAUUGGAUACAUUUAGUUUAGUAUGUAGAAGAGCAGCACAAUUACUUCAAGAGACUCCCCCUAUGGAUGCUAGUCCAGGUUGGUUAUCACCAGAUGCACGAAUUCUUCUUUCCGCAUUAUGCCUAUGGACUGAAUGGAUGAUUUUACAUCCUGAACAUUGGUUACCACCACCAAAUCAUCGUGAUCCUACACUUCGACCACAUUUAGAUGAUUGGUUACUUGUUGCUAAACUAUGCACUGAAGCAGCUAGUUGGCUUGCACGUUUAUCUGUUAGACCAAAAUAUGAAGAGAUUACACCAACAACAUCUCUUGUACUUCGAUUAAAAGGUGAACUUAACUAUGAUGAAAAAUUAGAUGAUGAUUCAGAUAAAUCCUCUACUUUAUAUCAUAUCUUUGAAGAUGGCAACUUGUAUAAAGCUGCUUUUCUUUCUGAAGAAGUAUUUGUUGCAGGAUUCAAGCCUAUGCUUGAUUUAACGCCUAAAAUAUAUUAUUACACAGGUGACUGGGAUCCAGAAACUGUAGCAGAUUUUGUUCGAAUAGAGAAAUUAGUUUUAUUUGGUGAUUAUUUAUGUGGAAUUGAAACGCCUGUAUUAAGCUAUAAUAUUGACCGAGCGGUUUAUGAAUCUGUUAUACAACGUGAAUCCUCUGAACGUCUUCAAGAUAAACGUGAUGUUAAAGCAAAUAUUAUACAGAAUACUUCAGAUAUCAGUUUCGAAAAUGAAGAGAAACGUCAGUUGGAGUUAAUGUCUGUAUUGAGUGAUAACAAAAAUCUCUCAUCAAAUGAUUGUACAAUAGAGUCUAAUUCUGUCUUAACGGAUAUCGCAGCUUUACAACGACAAAGAGCUUUCCUUCAAAAGCAACUAGAUGAAGAAGCCCGUCUAGACGCAUGGCGUCGUAAUGCUAUUAGACAAGCAGCAUCUGGUGGACAAAGAGCUGUUGAGAUUGAAGUUAGACCAAUUUAUUUAUUACCGGAUACAAAUUGUUAUAUUGAUUGGUUAGAAGGUAUUGCUACAUUAGCUCAAAAAUCUUCAAAUUACACUGUACUGGUUCCUAUUGUCGUUGUCAAUGAAUUAGAUACUUUAAGUCGUUUUGGCAGUAGUAGUUCCGGUGGCGGUGGAAUUGAUCGUCCAUAUGAAACAGCUGUUGGCGGUGAAGUAACACGUGCUGGUUUGAUACAAGAACGUGCAAAACUUGCAAUCAACUAUUUAGAAUAUCAAUUUGAUCAUCGAAACUCUCGUUUACGUGCAUUAACAGCACGUGGUAGUUUAAUGGAGACUAUUGCUUAUCGAAAUGAAAUUAAUGGUGGUCGAACACCUGGUCAAACAAAUGAUGAUGUAAUUCUAACGUGUUGUCAACAUUUUUGUAAAGAAGACUCAGAUCGUUUUCAAUUAAGAAAUCUUACUCAAGGUGUUGAUCAAUCUAUGCAGGGUGAUCAAAAUAAUCAACCAAUGCGACUUGUUCGUGAAGUAGUUCUCUUAACUUCUGAUCGUAAUUUACGUCUCAAAGCAUUGAAUGUUAAUAUUCCAGCACGACCUUUAAGAACAUUUGUCAAUUGGUCUCGAUUACCUUUAGUAAAAAUAAAUUUAUCUAAUGAAACAUUAUCUGAUACAACAAUUAUGAAUUCAUUUGAUAAGCAUAAAUUAUCAUCAGUGAAUCAGUCAACUAAACCACAACCUCGUGGUCAAUGGAAGCAACCAUUAAAAUAUAAUUAAUUCAGACUGAAAUAUUUUUAGUUGUUUUUUUCCAUCCAUCCAUCGAUCCACCCACCACCCCUUUUUGAAAUAUUUCAUCCAACAUAUAGUUUACUCAUAUAAAUUUACUCAUUUCUUUUACAAUAUCUUUGUAAAGAAUAAUAAAGUAUGAAUAAAGCAUUUCAUUUAAUUAAAAGCUAUUCACAUUCAUUUACACAUAUACGUGACAAGUAUCUAUGUUUUACUAUUGUCUAUGAAUUCUUUUUUACUUAUAUUCUCACAUACAUUGUUGUUACCAUGGUUACUGAGAAACUGUAAAUUAUUUUGUAACAUUGGGUUCUUUUGUUUUUCUUCUUAUGUAAUUGUUUAUUUCUCUUAGUCAUUUAUCCUCUUGUUUAUUAAUAUUUGUAUAGAGGUGGUUUAGUUUGUCUUUUUCUGAAAUUAUUUAUAUUCUCUCUUUUUUUUCCUCUUUUUGUUCCUUAGGUUCUAUAAAAUUGUUGAACUAUACUACUUAUUAAUUUGCUACUUACUACUUACAAAACUUAGUAAUGAAAUAUACAUAUAUUUAUAUAUACAGUAUUUAUAGUAAAAGUUUGUUUUUAUUGAAAUAUAUUUCCAUUUGCAUGUUCAGGUAGUUUUUCUGUGUGUGUGUGAGAGAGAGAGUGUGUGUAUAUAUGUACUUGGUAACUUUCAUGUUGAUGGUAUCUUGUUUUCGAUCCGUAAAAUUUAGUUACUUUAUCGUAUGUAUGAUUAAUCAUAGUGAUAAUUACGUGACUUUAACAAAUGAAAAUUCAAUCACUCAUGAAUCUAUACUGGUGUGCAUUCUGUAAUUACUUUCAAAAUAUAUGUAUAAUCAGUGAUAUGUUUUGUGCCAAGUGAUAUUUCAUCUUUUUUCUCUGUAAACAAUCAAUUCUAACACUGAGUACUCAACCAUUGGUAAACAAAGAAGUGUAAUGCUGUUUUUGUUCAAUAGGAUUAUCAUUUGAAAUUUAUUUUGUUUUAAUAUGAAAGUAUUUGAACAAACUCUUAUCAAGAAACCUCUGCAAACUCAUGACAACAUAUGCCAUGAAAUUAUAAUGCUGUGUUAAUGUUUUGAUAAUCAAUAAACGUCUAG
Schistosoma spindalis is the source of this 5382-nucleotide messenger RNA. Lineage: Eukaryota; Metazoa; Platyhelminthes; Trematoda; Strigeidida; Schistosomatidae. The record is from the annotation of a GenBank genome assembly.